UGUGUUUACCUGUAGUCAAAAAAACAAUGCCUCAUAAAACCUCAUUACAAACACUUUGGAAGACCAAAUUAAGACAUCCAUUCAAUCAUAUCGUCGUGGGGAAACUAUUUAGAUUACCCAAUGAUUACAUCGUUGUUGGAUGCGAGGAUGGCAUCAUCAGAAUGUAUGACAUUCCAUCAUCACAGGGACUGAAUACAGAGUUGGAUGAACCAGAGCCAAGGCAAUGUCUGGAGACCAAAGGAGGUCCAGUCCAGUCUUUAGUUCUUGCAGACAUCACUCAUUUCAGUACAGCUGACCUAAUAGCUGGAGACUCCCGAGGGACUAUGACUAUCUUCUGUAAUGGUCAGAUUCUUAGCAGACAGAGUAUCUCCGAGCUCAGCCUCAACUUUCUACAGGUGGACACAGAUGCAGCUGGUAAUCCGAGCCUACUAGCUGGAGAUACUGGUGGUGUCAUAAAUGCCUUACUACCAUACAGUCAUCUGUGGAAACUUCAACUCAACCCAGUCUCACAAUCUGUAGACAGCGGUCCCUCAGGGGUCAAGUCUCUACUAGCAACCCUCCUGGUUGGUUCUUCAGGGCAGAUGAGUAAUUACAUCUUAGCAUCAGACGACAGAUGUAACCUCCACUUCAUACAGCAAGGUCUUAUCGUACUCACGCUGAAAACACCAGCAGUCGUAACAGCCAUGUGUUGUGGCAAUUUCCUCUCCAAAGAUGAGCUACAGACCACUGAGGUAUUUCAAGGGUCGACCAGCCAGGUAGCCCUAGGUGGUAAAGAUGGCUCCAUCUUCAUCAUGAAUAACUUUCAGAUACACAAGGCUGAAUUCGCAAAUAUGCAGCUUCCCAUCAUGCACCUUGCCUCCAUAGCAACAGGACAUAGUGAUGAGUUAGAUUCACUGCUUAGUACUGGGCAUAGUAACUACGUCACGCUGUAUCACAACAGGAAGCUUGUCAAUCGAUACCAAGCAUCAGAUUGGAUCAACUCCCUGGCAGUGGCGGAUCUGGACAAGAACGGAGAGCAGGAGAUUUUAAUCGGCUGUCGAGAUGGAUGGCUGCAUGCCCUCAGACCUUUAUGAGCGAAUGUUGCGAAGACGGUCAUUCGCCUCAUCAUUCGUGGGCAUUGGUAAGCCAUUGUUAACGUCUGUAAAGCAUGCGUAAGCGUUGGCAACAUUCGUAAAGGCACCUGUAAGGCGUUUGAACCUUGGCGGGUCCCCUUUCUUACAAAUGUGGUGUUGGUGUUUGUCAAACGAACAAGUGGCCAGAGCGAGAUUCGCCCCGGUAUUUAUAGCAAUCGCGUCCGCGUAAUCCAUUGUUCGGAAAUUAGUCAGAAAAUGGCAAGACAUUGGCCACGAUGGUAAGACAUUCGUAACAUUCCUAAGUGCAUUAUUAACGUUUGUAAGCCCUUUCGUAAGCAUUCGCAAAGCAUUCGUAACAUUCGUUAGCAAUCGCUUCAUUUGUUUGAAAUUGUAGGUAAGCUCAGUCGCGACAUGCGCAACGUUCGUUGCCUAUUUGUAAGGCAUUGGCUAGCAUUGUCAAGCGUUGGUAAGCAUUCAUCAUAUAUUGUUAAGGAGAGGUCGAGGGGUGACCAAGAUGAAAAUAUUCACCAUCCAAAAGUAAUUAAUUGUUUGGCAAGUUCACUGCAAAUGUAAACAUUUUUAUUCGCAAGAAUUUAUUCAUAAUCGCAAGGACAUUCACCACAUUUUGAUUGAGUGAUCUUCGAAAAGAGGUGGAGAAUGACUAGUGAACGUUCCGAAAUUGUUACCAACGCUUACGAAACACGGCGAAUGUUGAGAAGUUUGAGCGAUUGUCAAAUAAUUCCAUUCGUAAGCCCAUUCUCUAGCAUAUUUUCCCUAGUGUGAGAGUAGCAUUAAGACGCAGUUUUCUUUUAAAGUAUGACAGAAAUAGCUAAAAGCUUGUGAUUUUUAGUUUAAUUUGCCACCUUUUCUUAUAUUUAGGUAUCUGUCUUUAUAUUAUAUGUAAAUCAACUAAUUAAGAAUAACAAUUAGUAUUCACUAGAUAUUAUUUCUUAAAUUAGCCCAAAACACCUAAUAUUAUUGCUUUGAACAUCCAACUGUGCUUUUAUGUAUUCUAUGUGUAAUGUUUAAAAUUAUG
Asterias rubens (European starfish) is the source of this 2109-nucleotide messenger RNA. RefSeq lists its product as uncharacterized. The record is from RefSeq and is a predicted model, not a curated record. NCBI's taxonomy places the organism in Eukaryota, Metazoa, Echinodermata, Asteroidea, Forcipulatida, Asteriidae. The transcript is spliced from 9 exons. The coding region runs from base 27 to 1073 and encodes 348 amino acids. Gene Ontology annotation, molecular function: protein binding.